GUGUUUGAGCGCAGAGCGUAGACUGUAGCUUGAGUACUGUGUACUGUGUACUGUGUACUAGGCGGGCGCACAGCUCCAGGACUGACAAACACACACGUUUGCCUGUGCAGACCGUGACCACGAUCACAACCGGACUUUCCUGCACGGCCCGGCUCGUCUCUGCAGAUCAGACCGCGCUGGGCGCCUCUGACACGGGCUAAAGCCGGAGCAGAGCCGCGGCCUCGGACACACGGCUAACCGCGGCUAGCGCAGGCCCGGAGCACUAGCUUUACGGAGCUUACUUUUCACCGGCCAAAGAAAAACAAGGAAUGAGUGAUGACCUCUGUGGUAGUGUCCGACAGCGGAGGGAACAUCGUGGAGUAUGUCACAGUGGUGGACGACUCCCAGCCAUGUGAGCAGGCGGCCGUAGAGGAGGAGGUGGAGGCUGUCCUGGUGACCGGCUCAGAGGGGGAGGUGGAGCAGACGGUAGUACUCCAGGAUGAUGGCUGUCCCGCGGUCAUUGUGGAGGAGGUGCCCAGUGCUCAGGUGGAAGAGUGCUACUCCGCCCAGGUGGUGGUGUACGGAGACGAGACCUACCUGAUGCAGGACGUGGCCGAGGAGCAGGAGGUGGUCACUGAGGUGGCAGAUACUGUGGAGAUGUCUGCUCAUGACAUGGUGUGUUUCGAUAAGACGUUCGAAGCAGCUGAAGCUCUGCUGCACAUGGAGUCUCCAGGAGGUCUGCACAGUGAGCGGGGAUCAGAUGAUGUGAUGAUGGAGACUGUGGUGGAGGUGUCCACAGAGUGUGCUCCCAUGGAGGAGGAGGACGCAUUUCCUAUGGCUCCUGACUGUGAGCCCUCAGCCAAGAAGAAGAAAGGAGGACGGAAGCCCAAAACUCACCAGCCAGCCUCCAACGGCUCCUUUGACCUGGGCAUCAAGAAGAGACCCAAAGAGGGCAAAGGAAACACCACAUACCUGUGGGAGUUCCUCCUGGAGCUGCUGCAGGACAAGAACACGUGUCCACGCUACAUCAAGUGGAUGCAGCGUGACAAGGGCAUCUUCAAACUGGUGGACUCCAAAGCAGUGUCCAGACUGUGGGGCAAGCACAAGAACAAGCCCGACAUGAACUAUGAGACCAUGGGCCGGGCGCUCAGGUAUUACUACCAGCGCGGGAUCCUGGCUAAAGUGGAGGGCCAGCGCCUGGCUUACCAGUUCAAGGAGAUGCCCAAGAACAUCCGAGUGAUAGAUGAAGAGGAGAUCACGGAGUCAGAAGAUGCAGAAGCAGCUCAGCACUUGGCUCUCCAGCAGGGAAGUGGCACCCUGACCUCCAGCCCGCAGCCUCAGCAGACCUAUGUUACUGUGAUCCCUGCCAACGCGGCUGCCAGGCCCAUCAGAGCCAUGCCUGUGGUCAUGAGCUCCUUAGGUCAGGUGACCCUAAACUCCUCGCCCCUCCUCACCACCACCACGGGGGUCCCUGUCUCUGUGUCCAGCGCUAACACCAGUCCCAAACUGGUCAUCCAGACUCUACCCACGAUGCUGCCCGGAGCCUCCAAAGCCGGGGACAAGAUCACCAUCAUCACCAUCCCGGCCAACCAGCUGACCACGCUGAUGCAGGCCAACUCCUCCACCUCCCUCGCGCAGCUGGUCCAGGCCAAAACAGCCACAGUGCAGAUGGCCCCCGGGCGGCCCCCCCCUCAGCUCAUCCUGGCCAAACCGGCCGCAGUGACCCAGGCACUGCCCCAGCCCCUAACCCAGCUCUCCGUGCAGGUGUCCCCUGCCCCGUCCACACAAACGGCAUCUGCAGAGGGCCCUCCGGAGGCCCCCACGUCCUGAGUCCUGCACCUCCCAUGGGACUGUUCUCACAGCCGCUCUGUAAAUACACCUUUUGUAAUCAGUUGAAUAUAAGGCCUGAUGAGACGCUGUACAAAGCCUUUUGAUACGCUGCCACAUGUAUCUGCCCUAGUUUAGUCCAUUUCCUGUUCCCCACACUGUCCACAGGCCACCUUUUUUACUCGUUCAAAAGGGACUAAGAACUGUGUGCUCCACGCUCAAAAUACCUAUACUAUUUUCUGUACUCUGUGUAAUGAAGUAGAUUUUACUUAACUGUAUUAUAAAAUACACGUGAACACAG
Boleophthalmus pectinirostris (great blue-spotted mudskipper) is the source of this 2107-nucleotide messenger RNA. Its product is annotated as ETS-related transcription factor Elf-2-like. The record is from RefSeq and is a predicted model, not a curated record. Gene Ontology annotation, cellular component: nucleus. NCBI's taxonomy places the organism in Eukaryota, Metazoa, Chordata, Actinopteri, Gobiiformes, Gobiidae. Gene Ontology annotation, biological process: regulation of transcription by RNA polymerase II; cell differentiation. The transcript is spliced from 9 exons. Gene Ontology annotation, molecular function: sequence-specific DNA binding; DNA-binding transcription factor activity, RNA polymerase II-specific. Bases 316 to 1809 code for a protein of 497 amino acids.